AUGGAGUAUUUCAACAAAGCGAAGGCCGUGAAGCUACAAAGCCACCUCGGAAAGUACCUAGUGGCCGACGACGAUAACCACAAACUCCGUCAAAGCAGAAACGGCUCAACCAGAAAAGCGAUAUGGUUUGUGGAGCAAGUAGAAGGGAAGAACCACCACCUGCGUCUGAGAACCUCCAACGGCCGUUACCUAACCGCGACGGACGCACCCUUUCUCUUAGGCGUAACCGGGAACAAGGUGGUGCAGGGGAUUUUCGAAAAAGGUUCAGAUUGGGAAUUCGAGUGGGAACCUAUAACGGAAGGGUUCCAGGUGAAACUGAGAAGCUGGUGCGGGAAGUACCUUAGAGGUAACGGUGGAACGUUACCGUGGAGAAACUCGAUCACGCACGAUGACCCUCAUAGUUCCGUCACUCGUGAUUGGAUCUUGUGGAGUGUGGAGGCGGUGGACUUUCCCGAGAAAGUGGUUUCUUUGGCGGAGAGUGAGUUUUCGUCGUUGGAGUCCGAGGACGAAGUUCCCGGUUCUGAAGAACCGGUUUCGUCGUUGCGGGGUCAGAAUUCAAUGUUGCAGGUGCGUCACUUAUGGCUAACUGAUCUGCUGAAUCUGGGAUGUGAAAAUGAAUUGGUAGGGAAGUGUUUCGUUUUGACGAAGCGGGAACAAAAAUCUCGGCUUGAGUAA
Messenger RNA from Sphenostylis stenocarpa, 675 nucleotides. The record is from the annotation of a GenBank genome assembly. NCBI's taxonomy places the organism in Eukaryota, Viridiplantae, Streptophyta, Magnoliopsida, Fabales, Fabaceae.